AUUUCAUAGCAGAAGACGUGUUUCAGCAGCAGACGAUCGAGUCGAAAGAAGACAGCACCUUUAACAGGAGACAGUGAUUUUAAAAGCAGACAGUUGUGUUAAAAGCAGACAGCAGACGGAAGACAGCACUUUUAACAGGAAACAACGAUUUUAAAAGCACAGUUGUGUUAAAAGCAGACAGUUGUGUUAAAAGCAAACAGUUUUGUUAAAAGCAGACAGCAGACAGCAGACGGCAAACACCAACGACGAUUUUAAAGAGAGACGACCGUGUUUAGAAAUUUUAAAGGAAGACGACCGUGUUAAAAAUCAAACGACAGUUAAAAAGGGAGACGAACGUGUAUAUUAACAACAAAAAAAGAAAAAAAGAAGAAAAAAAAAGAAGCAGACGACAGGAGGAAUGGAAUCAUCUCUCAUUACUGUGAUUGGCUUGUGCUGCAGUAGUCUGCUUGUGGUCUUCGGAGAUCAGCAGGGUUCAAGGAAACUUCUCGUGAUACUACUGGACGGUUUCAGGUGGGACUAUCUCAAAUACGACGGGUUCGGUGACGAUGGGUUUCGCAGGUUCGCCAGAGAGGGGACGACAGCAGCGUCCCUGCAGCCGGUGUACCCCUCCUCUUCCUACCCAAAUUACUACUCGCUCAUGACAGGACUGUAUACGGAAAGUCACGGAAUGACCGGAAACUAUAUGUAUGACGCGGUACGCAACGAAUCCUUUUUGAUUGGAACAAAUCCCGAGCAGAAACAUUCUCAUUGGUGGGACGAUGGUGAUCCAGUAUGGGUCACUGCAACAAGGCAGGCAAGUAUUUUCAAUAAAAAGAACUGCUAUAUGUUCUACUGGCCUGGGUGUGAGGUGGAGAUUCGAGGGCUCAGGCCUAAUUUCUGUCAGCCUUACGAAGGAAUUCCUACGAUACCCCAGUUCCGCUCGGCCAUUGCGCAGUCUCUGCAGCUUCUUCAAAACGGAAGUGCUGAUUUGGCGACAAUUUAUUUCGAGAAUAUCGAUCACGAAGGCCAUGCGUACGGUCCUUUCAGCGACGCCAUCAACAGCACUCUCAAAAUGGUCGACGCUGAAAUCGCUUUCCUAUUGGCUGAGAUGGAUCGACGUCAUAUCCGGGAUAGCGUUGACGUCAUGAUCACAUCUGAUCACGGGAUGACCGACAUGUCGGGAGUCUCCCCGACCAGACUCAUUAACAUCAGCUCGGUGCUUCUAGCAGGAGAUUACUCCCUCGUCAUGGAAGCUGGCUCCCUAACUAGCGUCUUUUUGAGCAGCGAGCUUGUUCCACAGGUGUACCAGAAGCUGAAGUCGUUUCACCCCCACAUGAAGGCUUAUCUGCGAGACGAAAUCCCCGACAGGUGGCACUACAAGCGAGGACGUUACGUGGCGCCAAUUACACUGAUAGCAGACGUCAACUGGUUCAUACUGACGCCUUACUACCCUCACUAUCCUGCCAACUCAGACGGGAGUCCAUGGCUUGGUUGGCAUGGUUACGACAACACAUUCAUAGAUAUGCACGGGAUAUUUCUAGCCUCUGGUCCAUCUUUCAAGACAAACCACGCCUCGCGAUCUCUCGAAAUCACUCAGCUGUAUCAGGUGAUGUGUAGAAUCCUCGACGUCACACCCUCCCCUAACAACGGAUCCUGGAAUCUAGUGGAAGACUUUCUAGAUUCGUCUUUAUCCAGCUCUCUACGAACUGAGAGCUCGCUAGCUGCCAUUGUGUUCUUCGUAUUAGCGAGUUUUGUGUUUUCACGUGAUUAGUGUAACUAAAAUCAUAAAAUCAUAUAUAAUAUAGAAUACUAAACGAGCUUGCCUGUCAUACCAUUUUUAUGAUACGAGCGAAAGUGAGUCGAUACCAACACUGUUCGCAAGUUUCUUAACAAUAGUAUGACAGGUAAGCCAGUUUAGUAU
Messenger RNA from Gigantopelta aegis, 1900 nucleotides. Its product is annotated as glycerophosphocholine cholinephosphodiesterase ENPP6-like. The record is from RefSeq and is a predicted model, not a curated record. The transcript has 7 exons. Lineage: Eukaryota; Metazoa; Mollusca; Gastropoda; Neomphalida; Peltospiridae. Bases 398 to 1750 code for a protein of 450 amino acids.